This is a messenger RNA of Symbiodinium pilosum, 527 nucleotides long. The record is from the annotation of a GenBank genome assembly. Lineage: Eukaryota; Dinophyceae; Suessiales; Symbiodiniaceae.
GCACCAACAUCGAGCAUCUGUUCUACGCCCUAGAGCUCUGUGUGACCAGCGUUCUGGUCACCAACAUCUUCCAGUUCGGAUGGUGGAGGUGUAAGCAGCGCACUGGCGAGCUGACCCACUGGCAGAGGUGGGAUGCUGCUUACUACCUUGGCGCCGCCAUCCCCAUGAACUUGGGAAUGCCUCUAGCAGUUGUCCUCAUCUACAUCGGUGAAUGGGGCUAUCCGGGGUCCAAGAUGUGGCAUUCUAGCAGCUGGAUGCCCAACACAGUCCAUGGCAUCACGCUCUACGUCUUCAAGUGGAUUGGCGUGAUUUUCCUGACCAUCGGGGUCUUGAAGGCGACACAGCUUCACACCAAGAUCCGAAAGAAGCCCCUCCGCUGCAGCUCUGUAACCUGGGUUGAGAUGCAAGUUUAUGUGGCUCAGAAGAUGGUGAAGUCCAUUUCAGAUUCGGGGCCGGCCCUUGGCCAGCCAUUUGAAGUUCAGGGUAGCGGGUCGAUUCUGAAACGUUGGUUCUCAGCUUACUCUUAG